Morone saxatilis (striped sea-bass) is the source of this 6825-nucleotide messenger RNA. Its product is annotated as up-regulator of cell proliferation-like. NCBI's taxonomy places the organism in Eukaryota, Metazoa, Chordata, Actinopteri, Moronidae. The record is from RefSeq and is a predicted model, not a curated record. Gene Ontology annotation, molecular function: GTP binding.
UUGACCAUUAUUAGUGUAGACCUCAAGGAUACAGUACACACAAUGGUGAGUAACACUUAAGGGAAAAUUAAUUAGGACCUGUAUUUCCUCUUAACGCUAUCAAAGAAACCCCUUCAAAUGUAAAAGAGUAACACGAAAAAAGCUGUGCAUCUCAGUUAACACGUUAUUAAUAAGGUUGGGAAACUCACCCUGUCCCAUGCCAUUAGCAAUAUCCCUUUUGUUUCUUCUAAAAAGAUCUUCUCUUUCUCUUUGACAGUACUUCCCAAGUUCAUGUCCAAACUUGGACUGAACAAUUUUUAUCCCAACAAGCUCUCUCUUCAGUCUCUCUUGGAAAUCAACAGAAAUAGCAUAUCUGAAGAAGCCACUGAAAAUGUAUCAGUGGAGGAAAUACCAUGGUGCUUUCUCAGAAAACUAUUCGAAAAAAAUGCUGAAUGCAGGACCUGUACACAAUCAUUUAACAAUUAUGAUGAUGAAGAUGAAGAUGAUGAUGAUUGGGUGAAGAUUGAUCUUUUUGGCUUGGAACUAAACACUUUAGAUGACUCUGAAGACAAUGGGGUUAACCCUCUGGACCUCAUAGUAGCACUCUUCCUCUGUGCUGACAGCUUCUUGCAACAGGAAAUGGCCCUCAAGAUGUCAAUGUGCCAGUUUUCUGUCCCACUGCUGUUGCCCCAUGGAAAUAAGAGUCAGAGUACGCUGAUGCUGUGGGCUCUGAGGGACAUUGUCAAAGAGUGGCGUCCACAUGAUCUGUCUGAAUCAAGAGGGUUUGUUGAAGACAAUAUUGCCCAAGCAGAUAUACCAUUCUAUUCCUUUGUGAGGCUGAAAAACUGUAGUUUAUCCAAGUCCCAGGUUUUGAAUCAUAUUCUCAGCCAUGGCCAGCAGAAUCAGAACAUGUUCAUACACAGAGAAAUGAAAGGAGGAGCACUUAAAAGAAACAUUGGCAGUGGGUUGGUUGAGGUUUGCUGGUACCUUCCUUCUGGCAGAGAAAAUCUUGACAUAUUUCCAGAGCCAGUUGCCUUUGCUAAUCUGAGAGGAGACAUUUGUGAAUCACUCACACAAUUCAGUUUUCUUUUUCAAGUGUCAACUGCUACCUUUGUAUUCAUGGACAAAGUUGAAGAAAAUGAACAUAAGAGUCUGACUUCUCUUCAAGAUGUGAAAUCAAAACUGUUCUUAGUUGUUAACUGCAAGGAGGGGAAUUUUAGUGAGGACAAGAAGUCUGUCAAUACAAUACAGAAAGCAUUAGAUUUACCAAAGACCAGUGUCAAAACCAAAGACUCAAGGUUGAAUGUAGCAGAGUUUUCAAACAAAAUUGUUGCAGCCAUCAAGAAAUCACUGACAGAUGUGACAACCAAAACCAGCAUUGAAAACAUGGUUGAGAAAGCUGUUGAACUUGGUCUCUCUGUGGACGAAAGCAAAACUGCAGAACAAAAGAAAGUAACUGAGGAGAUCAUGGACGGCAUUGGGGUGCGAAGUAUACCGCAGUACAAGAAACAACAACUUCCUUUGCAAGGAGAAAACUGGAAAAGGUUAUCACAGUUAGAGAAGGAAGAAUGUAGGAUGAAAGACGCUGGUGUCUCAGGGCUUGAAGAGUAUAAAUCUCAGCUUCAGGCAGAAAAACAAAAAAUUAGCGAAGAGCAAAGCAAAAAGAAACUCUCCAAAGGAAUGAAGAGUUUCAUUGAAGCCUUAUUCACAACUGACAAAGAGAAAAGAGAUUUUUUCCUUAAGUACAUGAAAUUCAAGUUUAACACACAUUCUCGGUACAAACUUGCUGUGCUGCGCAACAAAUUUAAAGAGCAAUGCAAGAAGAAAGAUGCAAAACUCACUGCAGAGUUGGAUCAGGCUUUAUUGGAUAGCUCUUAGGGAAUAGAGCAUUACAUGAGAGAGAUGGGACUGGUCUAUGAGUUUUCCUUGCAGUCAGAAGACAAAAUGUCUCAUCUUCCUGCUUUGGCUGCUGACAUGCUGUUGGAUGGAUAUCAUUUAGAGCUCUUGGAUGGAGAUGCUUCAAACAUCCCAGAGAGAUGGGUGACAGAUGUGCUAAUGGAGCUUCACAAGAAGGUUGGGGAGAAGAGCAGACUGUUGGUACUGACUGUGUUGGGUGUUCAAAGUAGUGGAAAGUCAACACUCCUCAACACCAUGUUUGGAGUGCAGUUUCCUGUCAGCAGUGGCAGGUGCACAAGAGGAGCUUUCAUGCUCUUCCUCAAAGUUGAAAAGGAUACACAAAGUGACUUGAACUUUGAUUUUAUCCUUCUCAUUGACACAGAGGGUCUAAAAUCUCCUGAUCUGGCACAACUAGGGGCCAGUUAUGAGCACGACAACCAGCUAGCAACCUUUGUCAUUGGCUUAAGUGACAUUACCAUAAUCAACAUUGCAAUGGAGAACUCAACAGAAAUGAAAGAUGUCCUACAAAUUGCAACUCAUGCAUUCCUGAGAAUGAAGAAAAUUGGCAAAAAGACAGUUUGUCAUUUUGUUCACCAGAAUGUUGCUGGAGUUUCUGCUCAUGCAAAGACCAUGACAGAAAGAAAACAUCUCUUGGACCAACUUAAUGAAAUGACACAAAUUGCAGCUGAAAUGGAAAAGCAGCCUUCUAUAAAGGCAUUCACAGAUGUGCUGGACUAUGACAUAGAAAAAAACAACUGGAACAUCCCAGGACUCUGGCAUGGGACCCCACCAAUGGCACCAGUGAACACAGGUUACAGUGAAGCUGUAGCAGAUCUCAAGAAAAAUCUUUUGGAGACGGUGAAAAGAGACAGAAGCGAUAAUGUUUCGCAGAUCCCAGAGUUUCUAGAAUGGAUGAGAAGUCUCUGGAAAGCAGUAAAAUAUGAGAACUUCAUCUUUAGUUUCAGAAAUACUCUUGUGGCUCAUGCGUAUGACAACCUUUGCAAAGAGUUCAGUCAAUGGGAAUGGGAGUUCAGAAAAGAGAUUCUUGCCUGGCAGACAAAAGCAGAGUUAGAAAUCUUAAAUGCUGACAAUGACUCUCAGGGAGAAACCUGGAACAUAUUGGUUGCAUCAAAAAAAUCAAAGGUGUCAGACAAAAUAACAGACCAACAAGCAAUAAUGAAGCAAAAACUUCAGGAUUACUACAAAAGAAAUAACAGACAUGUAAAUUUGAUAGAAAAAUAUAAGAAUGACUUUCUCAACAGUAUCAACAGUCUUGCAAAUGAAAUCAAACAUUCUGCCUGCACUAAAUUGGACUGUAUCCUCGAGAUAAAAAUAGGUUCAAAAAAGGCUCAGGAGAUACAGAGCCAAUACAGAGGUGAGAUUGAAGAGCGGGUGAUGAAGCUCCUGACUGACUGCAAAGACUCCACACUGUCAGAUGAACAGCUGAAACAAGAGUUUGAAAAGAUGUGGCUUAAAGCAACUGAAAAUGUACCUGGCCUGAAAGAACGGGAUAUACCUGCAUGCAUUCUCAACCAACUGAGAAAAAAUUUCUCAAAUCGGAAUGUAAAUGACAAAAUUCAAAACACUGACGAAUUAAAGCAAAUUUGGAAGGAUCAGUUCAAGACAAGAAGUGAUCAUAUAGACUCCUUUAAGAAGAGGAUUCAAUAUAUGUGGGACCGAGAUUUACAGAACUUUGCAGACAGUGUCAUUGAGAUUUCCAUACAGUUUGUUCUUGAUAAAGCAAAAACAAAUGGAGAUUACCAUGAAUCCUUCACAAGGGAUCUUCUUGAAAAAAUAGAUGAAUACCUUAAACAGAGCUACGUGCGCUACCAAACAAAUACACAGUUUGAGAUUGAUCUGAAACUUCACAUUUGUGGCAUUGCCUCAAGGGAAUUCCUUAAAAUGCACCAACAUUUUUUGUCAGACAUUGAUCCUCGAAUUCAACUAGAGAAGUGCAAGCCUCAGUACUUGUCAGACUUUAUCGAUUUAUACAAACAGAGAGAUCAUUGCCAACGCAAAGCAACUGAUUUUGUCAGAUUCUGUAUCAAACCUGCUGUUGAAGAGUACAUCAGUAGAUCUCUGGGAGUAGACAUUGUGGAUGAAAUUCUGACCAGUUGCCAUUCAGCAGAGUACAGUUCCCGCUCCUUUUUCCAGUACAACAUUCAGGAAGAGUUGCUGCAAAAGGAAGACUUUGACAGAUUUUUCAAGUACAUUUCUAAGUACGAAAUAUAUGUCAAGGAUUGGAUAUUUCAGCACAUCCUGCAAAACAUGCCAGAGGACACAACUUGGUGCAAACUGAAGAACAAGAAUCUGGAGGUCAUCGUUCACAAAAUAACAGAAGCAAUAGAACGGGCCUCAAAAGGAGAGGACGGUGUUCUGCUGCCAGAUAACAAGGAAAGUAUCACAGAGCUCAUCAACAACAUGCACAAAUAUUUGAACAAAGACAUCUCAAUUUCAGUGGAGGCUGAAAAAACCACCCUGUUUCAAAUCCAAAGCACCCUCCAUCCAUUUACAAAGAGCCUCAUUAAAUCAUUGAGUGGACUGAAAGAACAGCUACAGGACGAAUUCUCAAACUCUGAAGACAUCACUGAGACUCUGAACAAACUUCCAAUCAAACCACAAGAUGAGCUUUUCAAGAGGGUGUUUGGCUGUGGACAUCAGUGUCCAUUUUGUAAAGUUCCUUGUGAGGCUGGAGGCAAAGAACACAAGACACAUCACGCAGCCAUUCAUCGGCCACAAGGUCUUAGAGGGGUUAUGUACAUAAAAACUCAGAAGCUCAAUGAAACACUGUGUACAACUCAGGUGCACACUGAACGUAAAUUCAAUAAUGCAGACACUAAAGGGGAGUGGCAUCCUUACAAGGAGUACACCACGUACUAUCCAGACUGGAACAUUCCUCCUGACCCCACCAUAGAGGCAUCUGACUACUGGAAGUAUGUCCUGGUACAAUACAAUGACAGAUUUGCUCAAGAAUACAAAGCCAAUCCAGCUGAUGUUCCAGAGGCCUGGAGGAGAAUCACAAAGGAACAAGCACUGAAAGGAUUAAAAGAUGCCUUUAACAUAAAGUGAACAAUGUACAAUCCUUCAAGAAAGCAUCAGAACACAAUUUUAAAUAUGCAGUUUUUACAUAAUGACGGCUGUUUAUGACAAUGAUGAAGACAAUUAUGACAUACUAGAAAGGUAAUUUUUAAAAAGAGAUUUUUUUCUCUUUAUUUUUUUUGUUUUGUUUUGUUUGUGAUAAUUAGAAUUGUUUUUCGUUUUUUCAAGUUGCUAGCAUAUAGCAGGUAUAUAUGAUUAGUGUGCACAAUCAUGAUGCUGAAAUAAUAUGUACCUCAAAAACAGCAUGAAAAGAGAUGUUUUUGCUUUUUGAUUACAACUCUCUCUUUUAUUUUUUCUUUGUUCAUGUAUAUAUGGCUAUAAAGACCAAGUGGGAAAAAAAGAGAUGUUUUAUAAUGUCAGCAAUAUCUAGCUGUUUUUUGCAAAAUCAAAGGAUCAUGACUUGCUUUGUUUUUUUUUUUCACCAAUUAUUCUAAGUUGAACAUACAACAAAGAAUCAAUUAUGCAACUUCUUCUUCUUUCAUCCAUUUUAAUUACGAUUUUUUAUUAAACAUAUUAACUAAUGUACCUUCUUUGUACACAGACCAUGUGAUGAGAUUAUGGUUUGUAUUAUGUGUCACUGUUUUCAUUUAUAUAGUUUUAUUUCUCAGCAUUUCUUGCAAAGUCUUACUGAUGUUUGCUUGGAGAGUAAAUAGAUCAGCACUAGCUGAAAUGUAUAUGUGUAGAUGCCAGUUUUUUUUUUCAUGAAUAAAAACAGAUGAACACAGAAUUAAUGUUGUUAAUGAUUGAGAAGUUCAAGAGAACAGAGAAGUUAAAACGAGUAAAAACAGACCUCUGACCUAAAACAUGUUCUAAUUGUUUUUUUAAUAAUCUUUUUUGUUUUGUUUUUUGAGGAUUUCAGAGUUCAUACACAGCUCUGUCCAUAAUAACUAGAGAUAAUGAUGCUGUUGAAGUACAACAGCCAUGUGAAACAGGUGUUUAACUAUGUCAUCAAUCUUCUUCAGUAUUUUUGAUAUUUUAUUUCAUAUAGUUACAUACAAAACAUUUGUAUAUUUUGAUGUGUAUUUGAUAAAAGUAAGUAAAUAAGGAAAUGUUUAUGUUGAUGUAACUGACUUUGUUGCUGAUGUGUAAAUAUGAUCUAAACAAGCCAACAGCAGGUGAUACAGUGGCAUCCUUUUAUCUGAACUGUGAUUAUGUUGAGUAUUUCUUUUCAGACAGCUGAUGAGUAAAACAAGCUACUGUACCAGGAAGUCAAAAAGAUGGAAUAUAUGUCCUAUAUUUUAACAUUUUCUGAACUCAUUUUAGUUGACUACAAAUGUUUCUUUUUUCUUUUUUUUCAUGUUGACAAACAGUAAAGUUCUGUGUAUAAUGCAGUAAUCAUGACGAUACAUGUGCAAAGAUCAUGUCAAAAAGGUUUUGAAAUAAAUAUAAAAAUAGCUUGAAGUCACAACUGUCAAUUUCAAAUUUGAUAUGUUUUUCAUUUUUCAUGCUGUAACCAGAGGCAUUGCACUACUGUCAGUAGUGCCUUUAUCACCAUUGGGAAUUGCAUCAUGGGAUAUGUGUUAUUACAAAACAGUUAGUUUGCAUUGUAUACAAUUAUAACUGAUUCACAGAAAUAUAUAUUUAGGAAUCUCUCUAAUUGAGUUUUCUGCCACCACAAAAAUACAAUAAAUGGAGAUUAAUGGAAUUUCAAUUUAAAUAAAAGGUUUGGAAAUUACUAUACUAAUAAAGGUAAUCCCAGAAAUGUACUCAGGACUAUCGACAGUAGAACUGCUUUCUACUACCCUAAUAUAGACCAGUUUUAUAUUUUUUCUGUAGAUUAUCCAUACUAACUUUUUGGAAAGAUGUUGAUCUGAGGACCUUCUUUGACACUGUUGUGGCAUCAGCCAUUUU